AUGAAGCUGAAACAGGUCCUCUCCGCGGUCGCCGUGGCCGCUCGCGCGGUGCCGCUUGUGUCGCGUCCGUUCGAUUACCCUGGCCUUUAUUUCUCGAACGGCAAGUUCGAGAUUACUAUGUUCAACGAUCUCCACAUGGGUGACUUCGGAAUUCAGGAUGGUAUCCAAAAAGGCGUCUGGUCCGAUGAUCUUACCAUGGGUGUCCUAAACAAGGUGCUGAACUACGAGUCCGCCACCAACCUAGCUGUGCUCAAUGGCGACAUCACGACUUGCGAAUGGCUCGCCGAAAAGGACUCCUAUAGUUUUCUCGACAAGGCCAUGUCGCCUUUCCUUAGUCGCAAGCUGCCCUUUGCUGCGACGUUCGGAAACCAUGACUGGAGCGCAACGUGCAACACACGCUGGAUGUCGGAGCACAUUUGGAGAACGGCAAAUGAUCCCAAGAAUGGCGGCCAGCUUACAUUCACUACGAGUUCAGUGGCCGGCAACCCGAAUAUGGUCGGCACGACAAACUACUUCAUUCCGCUAUAUUCCAAGGGCAAUGGAAAAAAGAUCCUCAAGAUGAUCCUGUGGUUCUUCGACAGCAAGGGAGGAUUUGGAUAUACAGGUAACGGCGAUAACAAGCAGGAGGUCUACAGUUAUGUUCAUCCUGAUGUGAUCAACUGGUUCAAGCGUACUCGCGCCCAACUUGAGAGCGAUCACGGCGGCAAGACUAUUCCGAGCCUUGUAUUCGUCCACAUUCCCAUAUCCAUAACAGACAGCUACAGCCGUGCCGGACUGAUCAGCGCAACCCGAACACCAGGCAUACAAUUCAAUGAAGAGCUUGGGGUACAGGACGACAAAAAGGGAAACGUGUUCAUGCAAGCGCUUGUUGACACGCCGGGACUGCUGGGAGUUUUCUCUGGACACGACCAUAAUACUGAUUGGUGUAUGAAAUGGACGAAGACUCCUAAGCCAGUGCCUGUGAAUUGGCCUUCUGCUGAUCAAGGCGCUGGACUCAAUGUAUGCUUCGGCAGGCACACCGGAUAUGGCGGUUAUUCAGAGGUCAUGCGAGGCGGACGGCACAUUGCCAUUUACGAGAAUGCGCUCGAAGGCGACAAUGCUAUCGAGACCUGGAACCGGCUCGAAAAUGGCGAGGUCUCUGGACGAGUGAUGUUGAACUCGACGUACGGGACAAACAAGUACGCGCGCGUCGAAGUCAAAAUGAGUGAUGGUACGAUGCCACAUAGUGGCGUCGCCGGUAGAGCCGACGGCGAUGAAGCAAAGACGAUCGUCAAGGAAUCUCACUCUUCAACAAGUAAGAAGAGUAGCAUGGUGACAAAGGCUACAAAAGCAACAUCAUCCAAGAUUACGAAGGCGACGAAGACUUCCAAAGAUAUUGACACCACAAUCAUCUCCAUGACCGUAAAGUCUACAAAGACUACUCAGAUUCUGAAGGCGACAACGACGACUAAGACCACAAGUCGUAUCAAUCCAGCAUGA
Messenger RNA from Didymosphaeria variabile, 1479 nucleotides. RefSeq lists its product as uncharacterized. Gene Ontology annotation, cellular component: cytoplasm. Gene Ontology annotation, molecular function: hydrolase activity, acting on ester bonds. The transcript is spliced from 4 exons. The record is from RefSeq and is a predicted model, not a curated record. Bases 1 to 1479 code for a protein of 492 amino acids. NCBI's taxonomy places the organism in Eukaryota, Fungi, Ascomycota, Dothideomycetes, Pleosporales, Didymosphaeriaceae.